Messenger RNA from Dryobates pubescens (Downy woodpecker), 1048 nucleotides. Its product is annotated as A disintegrin and metalloproteinase with thrombospondin motifs 14-like. The record is from RefSeq and is a predicted model, not a curated record. The coding region runs from base 23 to 1048 and encodes 341 amino acids. NCBI's taxonomy places the organism in Eukaryota, Metazoa, Chordata, Aves, Piciformes, Picidae. Gene Ontology annotation, molecular function: metallopeptidase activity. The transcript has 6 exons.
GCGCCGCGCCGCCGGGCCCCAAAUGGAUUAUCUGCGGCUGGUGCUCUCCUGCCUCGUCCCCCUGCACGGCUGCCUGGCCGCCGGCAGUGCCCCAGAGCUCCUCCUGGCCGGCAAACUCGGCGAGUAUGGUGUGAUCGUCCCCUUCAGCGCCGAUUGCCGGGGCCGCUUCCUUUCGCACGUGGUGUCCGGUGAAGCGGCGGCCACGGUGGGGCUCGGCGGAGCCGCCUGCCCCCCCUUCCCGCCUGCGUCCCACCGCCGCCGCAUCCCGCGCAGCCCCCUCGAUGAGUCCCCCCGGGGCCGUGGGGCGGCCGACGGCCGCUUGCUCUACUUCAAUGUCACCGUUUUCGGGACGGAGCUGCACCUCCGGCUGAGGCCCAACCGGCGGCUGGUGCCGCUGGGCGCCGUGGCUGAAUGGCAGGAGGAUUUUGAGGUGCUGUUCCGGGAGCCCCUCCAACAGCGCUGCCUUUUCACCGGCGACAUCUCCGGCAUGCCUGGAGCCGCCGUGGCCAUCAGCAACUGCGACGGACUGGCUGGCUUGAUUCGGACAGACAGCAACGAGUUCUUCAUUGAGCCCUUGGAGAGGGGGCAGCAGGCGCUGGAGGAGCGCGGCAGGGCCCAUGUGGUGUACCGGCGGUCGGCCGUCCGGCAGCACAGCGCCCAGCCCCGCCACCACCCCCACCCUCAAGUGCCUGGGGUGCAGGUGGGGGAUCUCCCCAACUCCCUGGAGCCGCUGGCGGAGCGGCUGGGCGACGCCGAGCGCAAGCGGCGCCACGCCAGGAAGGACAACUACAACAUCGAGGUGCUGCUGGCGGUGGAUGACUCCGUCGUGCGCUUCCACGGCAAGGAGCACGUCCAGAACUACGUCCUCACCCUCAUGAACAUAGUGGAUGAAAUUUACCACGACGAGUCCCUGGGUGUUCACAUGAACAUUGUGCUGGUCAGGAUGAUCAUGGUGGGGUACCGCCAGACUGUGACUGCUGGUGACUCUCUGACGGUGGCUGUGACGGACUCUCUGGGACUGGUGGUGACUGUGACGGUGACUCAGUGA